UUCUAGUGUAAUUUAUGUUUUAAUAUUCAGGGCAAAAUAUCUGCUUAAUCAAAAUAUCAGACUGAUUUUUAUUCCUAUAAUAUGUAUAGGUUUUUUAUAAAGUGAGAAAUUGAAGUAAUUAACAUCUAACAAAAUGACAUUGUGGUCCAACGUUUCUUCAGUUCCUCACUCCCACCUGGAAAUGUUAGAUAAACAUAAGCAUGGUUUUAUCUGAUCCUGUCAUGAAGGCUUCACCCUUUCCAUAAACAUGUAUAGAAGACAUAAGGAUGAACAAUAAAGCUUGGAACAUGUUGGUGAAUGUGUGGACAGAAUUCUACUCUGAAGUGGAAAUGGAAGUGAGCUGAGAAGUCACACCUCGGACAUGAGAGUGAAAGGUCCUGUAACCGCACACCAAACUUCAAACCUCGUGCCACAUCCUGUAACAGCGCCAUGUCAUCGACCCAUGCGGCGUCGACUGAGUCGUGAGCUGGCUCUGCGAGGGGCUCGUCCGGCCCACUCAUGCCCGUGAUCCCCAUCCCGAGGCGGGCGCGCUCCUUCCAUGGCCCCCACAGCACGUGCAUGCACUCGGCCUGCGUCCCAGCACGCGCCUCCCAGCUACUGCGCACCAACUACAGCAACUUCGACCUGUACCUGAAGUCGCGCUGGACCUACGGCUUCGUGCGCUUUCUCCUCUACUUCAGCUGCAGCCUGUUCACCUCGCUCCUGUGGGUGGCGCUCGCCACACUGCUGUGCAUCGAGUACGUGUGCGUCCGCAUCGUCCUGCGCCUCCAGUACAAACUCUCGGUCAUCCUGCUGCUCCUGGGACACCGCAGGCUGGACUUCGGCGUCCUGAACGAGAUCUUCAUAUACAGCAUGCACAUCACCAUGUUCCUGGUGGGAGGACUCGGGUGGUGCUUCAUGGUGUUUGUGGAUAUGUAGACAGUUUGAAGAGAUGUGGAAAUUAACAUUCAUGCGAUGUCCGUCUAAUGCCAGAUGUAGUCGAUCAGCCGAGACGUGACUGGGUCGUGGUUUAGUUCUGAAGUGUAGAUCUGAGGCUAAUGCAGGAAACUCUCUCUUACAGAAGAUACAAUGCGGUUCAGUACAAGUCGAGUCAUUUGCUCUUGAUUUGAUUCAGCACUGAUAUGAUUCAGUUUAGAACUGAUUCUGAUUGAUUCGUGCCUGAUUCAAAUGUAAUUCUUCAAUAGUUAAUGGGCGUGGCUUAGGAGGUGUCAUGAUGUCAAGGAAUGUACAAGAUGGUCACCUCAUUUCAGCUACAUGAUGAUGUUUGUGUUUAAAGAUAAAAGGAAGUCAGAGUGUGCGUGUGUGUGUGUGUGUGUGUGUGUGGCAUCAGUGAAGAUCAAGAUAGAUUUGGUAGACUAUCUAGUGAGUUAUCUACGUUAGCCUCGUGGCUCCAGUGCAACACCGAAGAGUGAAACAUCACACACACCGAACACGUCUUGGCUGAUCGAAUACAUUCGGUGUAAAGUGGACGAGCGUGUUUUUUUUUUAAUCAAACUUUUCCUUUAAACACUUUUAACACAACUCUAACUAAUACUAAUGUGCCAAUUGUUUACUGCAUGAUGAACUCCAGACUGAUCCGAGCGUCACUGACUGACCUCAGUCGGGGGAAAAUCUCACCGACUCUCACAUUCCGCGUAUGAUUUCAGCAUGCUCCGGUGGUGAUGUCAUAUUAAAGGUGCGGUCUAUGUGACGUCAUUGUUAACCUCAAAGCAGGAAUUGUAGCUUUAAAGGAGAAGCUCAGCGAGGCUGAAAUCACUGAGACGGAAAUGAUGGCCACCUGAAAUCUUUUCUCGGGUGAAUUACCUCAGAGUGCAAUCACAGACUUGUUCAUUUCUUUCAAAAAAAAAAAAAAAUGUGUAGCUAGGUUGAGAAACGUCUAUAAGGAUUGGGGUAAGAAUGUACGGAAAAGAUUUCCGGUGACUCGAGUCGACUGUUGGGACGAGAUUAGACUUCAGUUGUGACAUCUGUAGUAAUUCUAAUCGAUUUAAAUAAAAACCAGGUGUACUACACACACACUGAUUAUUGUGAGCGAUCGGUGCAGGGGGCGUGGCCAUGCAAAUUAAUCAUUAGUAGGUCACAUGAUUUGGGUGGGACUAAAAUCCCAGUGAUACUCCUCAUAAUUACAUGGAAUUACAGGCUUCUGGAUGUAACUAAUCCCGUCCUAAUAGGGCUUCCAUGAUUUUUUAGCUAUAUAAGUUGUAGCUCAAGUUAAAAAAAAAUAAAGAAAGAAAGAGUCGAUUGAGUUUAAGCCAAGCGGAAGUGCUGUGAACGUUUUUUUGGCCGCUCGAUGGUGGACAGACCCUGAGUCUGAAUCUCCAGAUCGACCACGAGAGCCUGUGAGAGCCUUCAUACGCCUCGCUCUCGGCUCACACCCUUUCUUUCAUUCCCUAAAUGUAGGCAUUCAGGGGACGGUGGGUCCAGCGGCGUGAGCUCGCGUCUGUCCGUCACGUCGUCUCACACACUUCCUCUGACGAACACGUGAUCAGCCUCGUCCGUGUCUCUGCUGUUCUGCUGUGCCAUGUUUAUAACCGUUAAUAUCAUCAUUCAUUCAGUCACCAAGUUCACUGGACCCUCAGGAACUGCGUUUUGUAAAAAUAAAUUUAUUUGAAGUUUAAAAUA
This is a messenger RNA of Hemibagrus wyckioides, 2619 nucleotides long. Its product is annotated as transmembrane protein 250. The record is from RefSeq and is a predicted model, not a curated record. The transcript is spliced from 2 exons. Bases 499 to 918 code for a protein of 139 amino acids. NCBI's taxonomy places the organism in Eukaryota, Metazoa, Chordata, Actinopteri, Siluriformes, Bagridae.